AACUGACGUUUGAUAUACGCAUGAUUUUGUUAUUUUGAAAUGUCAAUGUAGUAAAAAAUUAUCUUAAGUUUAAUUUCAAUUAAUAGUCUCUAAAAAUAAGUUAAUUGUAAUUGAAUUGUACGUCUAAAUAUGUAGUGAAGUGUUAAGAGUUAACAGCAACUCAUGAGAUGUAUAACAUAUAACCUUAGUUUACUUUAACCAUUUUUAAAGAAACAUGAGUAGCCCUAAUAUUCCAGGCGAAAUAGAAAGUCCCCUAUCUCCAGUUUUAAGUAGCAGUAAAAACACUAAGUUUGUAAUGAGAAGAAAACUUAAAGAUAAAAGCAGGAUAAAAUUAAGUGAUAAAUUUAGUGAAACCGAGACAGGAUUGGAACCAAAACAAAAGAAUGAUGAAAUAUUAGAUUCCUAUUGUUUAGGCCAGGAAAUAAACAUCUGGGAAGAUAUUGAUAAGAUUGAAGCAGUGGAGGCACAGAAGAAAGUUGCUAACCCUGAAAACUUUAGUUUUAAAAUACCUAUUUCACCAGCUCCAAGUAGUAAAAAUAAAACUUUUUUGGCAUCACCUGAUAGAUUAGGCUCUCCAAAAAGUUCAAUUUCGACGUUACAAAACCAAAAUAAAAAAGAAAUUGGAUUUCAAACUUGUAGUGGUAUAAAAAUCCAGGUUCCUAGUAAAGUUUUAGGUAAAAGUUCCAAAAUAUUCGAUGAUAUUUUAAAUUCCAACCAGCAAAAUAAUACUAAAUUAAAAAAGUUUAAUUUUUUAAAGAAAAAUGAACCUGGUGGUAUACAUGUAAGAUACAAAGGUUUAAAUUUAUCUAAUGUAACUGAAUCAUGUAAAGAUAACAAAGAAGAUUUAACAUUUAGCCAGCAAAUUGAUGAUCUAGGCAUAAGCAAUACACAAUUGAUCUCUGUAAUGGAUACUGUUUUAGAUAAACACAGUAAAAUUUUGACUAAUAAAAAUUAUACCACUUUACAAUUUGAAGAACAAUUUAAAGGAUUUACAAAAGAUGAAAUGCAACUAUCAAAUUCUUAUGUAGAAGAAUUCAUGAAAAUAAACAAGGAGUUAUUAGAUAAAGUAGACAUUACUAGCAACAAAAAAGUUGGAUUUAAAAGGUUAAACAAAAGUUCUAAUGAUACCGAACCAUGUUUAAAAAAAACCAAAUUUGAUAAUGUAAUAGACAGUAAAACACCAGAUUAUUACAUUGACAAAAAUAUGAAUGGAAGCAAUAAAGAAUUGCACUUAACAAGUUUAGAAAAGAAAAUUGGUAAUUUAAAAGAGGGAAUACUGGAGUUCAACAAAGAAUUUAAAAAUUGUGAGGCUUCACCUGGUUUUUCAAUGGUGCCUGAGGAAAAGUUAAAUAUAUUAAAAGAAAUAGUUCCUAAGCCUAAAGACAGCUUUUCAGGAUUUUUAAAGGCUUCUGGAAAGAAAGUUGGUAUUUCAAAAGAGGGUUGGUCCAAAUCCAGAAAACUUUUUGAAGAUAUAGAUAGAGAAGAAGAAAAUAGAAUUUACAAUAAAAAAAACAAUGCACAAAAUUUAAUUUCAAAAAAUUCAGAAGGAAAUUAUUUUUCAAAAAGUUUUGAUCAUACUGUGGUUGAUUCUAAAAUGACAGAAAAAAUCCUUACAAAGAGUUUAAAGAUUGAAAGUGAUUUUUCAAAUUCUUUCCAGGAAAAUUUUACUGGGUUUUUGAAGGCUUCUGGAAAAAAUAUUAUUAUUUCAAAAGAUGCGUGGUCUAAGUCAAUACAAUUUUUCGAAAAUAUAGAUCAUGAAGAAGAAAAUACUACUUUUGAUAAGUCAAUUAAUAAUAUUGAUUUUAACAGUUUAAAUAAAAUGAACCAAUCACAAGGAUUCUUAAAAGCAUCUGGUUCAUUAAUAUCAAUAUCAGAAAAAUCAUUGAUAAAGGCCAAAAAUUUGGAAGAUGAAAUACAAAUAGAUGCAGGACAAAAUUAUUUUACUAAAUAUCCUUCCAAAAGUAGUGUAGAUGAAUUUUCAAAAUCAUGUUUUGACUCUGUUUCUGGUUUGAAGUCCCAAUCAAAGCAGCUUUUUGGAAAUAUAGAUAAGGAAGAAUUUGAUAAAACAAUAAGAAAAGAUGAUUCAAAUAAAGAAAAUAUUAAAAGCGCAACUCAAAAUUUCCAAGGAUUUUCCGCAUCUGGUUCACCAAUAUCUAUAUCCAAAACAGAGUUACUAAAAGUCCAAAAUCUAUUUACAACUUUGGAAAGUGAAAUGAAAAACGAUCUCGAAGAAAACAUUUUGUCUAAAAACGUUUCCAAUAGUAGUUCAGAUAAUACAGCGGUAGGAUUGAAAACUCCCAGAAGAGACAUAACAUUAAAACCUGAGGUAGUAGUAGACUUUUCUAAUUCAUCUUUGGGCAGUUUUGGGUUUUCAAAGGCUUCAGGAAAGAAAAUAAAUAUUUCCAAAGAGGCAUGGUCCAAAUGCAAACUUUUUGAAAAUAUAGAUAGAGAAGAAGAAUUGAAUGAAACAAAAAAUAAAUCCAAUGGUUCAGAUAAAAACAUAAAUUUCGAUGAAUUUUCAAAAGCAUCUGGUUCUUUAAUAUCAAUAUCUGAUACAGGCUUACUUGAGGCCAAAAACCUGUUUACAGAUGCACAAAGUGAAAUUAAGAAAGAUUCAGAAGAAAUUUAUUUUUUUAGAAGCCUUUCCGACAGUAGUUUGGAUACUACUGCGGUCGAAUUUAAAACGCCUAAAAGAAACAAUGAAUUCAAUUCCAGUAAUUUAUCUAGUGGAAAACGAAAGCGAAGCUUGGGUAUUACAACAUGCAAGCAAAUUGAUAUACCAGAGCAAAAGUUAACUAAGGCAAAGUUAAUGUUUAAUGAACUACCUCCAAAGUCUACUGAAAAACAGAAUAAUCCUACAUUAUCCAACAGAAUAGUGAGUUCAACUCCUUUACCUGAAAGAUUUGUAAAAAAGCCUAGUAGUUUAAUGGUUGAUAAUGAGUUUAUGAAAGCCAAGGCAAUUUUUGGUGAUGAAGAUUUCAGUGAUAUUUUUGGGGAGAAAAAUACGACAAUGGUCAUCAAAAAAGAAAACUAUUUAAAUGUUUUUAAUUCUACUCCUAUAAAAUCACAAAUGAUGCAGUCCAAAACUAACAUUUCAGAUAUUGCAAAUGUUUCUAUAGAUACUAUUGUUAAUUCAGAAGAGUCGAGUAUAAGAAGAGGUAAUGUCACAGUAAUUAACAAUUAUGGUAUAGUUUUAAAAGAACCAGAAAACGUUAACAUUGACAGUUGGUUAAACAAUCUGCAAAGUGAUAGGAAAAGUUUGGAACAAGCAUUAAAAAAUGUUAUAGAAAAACAGAAUGCCCUUAACAAGAUAAGAUUAGAAAAAGAUAUUAGCAAGAGGAGACAAUUUGGCACAAUGUCAGUUGCUAAAAAAGGAGUGGAUUGCGUUAGCUUAAGAAACUUUGUGAUGUCGAAAAAACCCGGUGCAGAAGCCAAUUUUAACGAGGAUUAUAAAUUAUUCGAUAUUAAUCCACAAAACGCUGCCUCAGUUCAUUUCAUAUCCAAAAAAUUAAUUAAAACAACUGAUGGUGCCACUUUAUUACCCAACUCCAGUGAUCUAAUUGGAUUUGCGGAAAUAGAAAUAGCUUUUCAGGCAAUGCCUGGUGUUGACCCCAAACUAAUUCCAAAAUCUUGGAUAGCCAAUCACUAUAAGUGGAUUAUUUGGAAGCUAGCAAGCUACAAAAGAAUGUUUCCUGUAGAAUUUAAAGAAGUAUUUUGCCUUGAACAAGUUAUUCAACAGUUGAAAUACAGAUAUGAUAGGGAAAUAGACAAGGCGGAAAGAAGUGCUCUUCGUAAGAUUUACGAAAAAGACGACUCUUCGCAAAAGAGAUUAGUCCUUUGCGUAUCAAAUAUAACAGAAGACAAGGGAAAAUAUGAAUUAGAAUUAACUGACGGAUGGUACGCAAUUAAAACAGUCGUUGACGAUCCUUUAUCAUUCCAAGUGUUUAAGAGGAAAAUACAAGUUGGUACAAAACUAAUAACCUCGGGAGCGGAGGUAUAUAACUGUGAUGGUUGUUAUCCCCUAGAGACUACCAAUAUUGUUUACAUGAAAAUAAACUUCAAUUGCACUAGACGGGCAGCUUGGUAUUCCAAACUAGGUUAUCAACCUUGUCCAAGCCCUUUUCCCAUUCAAUUGCAUACUAUUCACCAAUCAGGUGGAGUUAUUGGUUGCCUAAAGGUUUAUAUUGCUAGGUCAUAUCCUCUUAAAUAUAUGGAACGGGAAAAUGCAAUAAUAGUGUGGAGAAACAAAAAGGCGGAAGAGAGAAGAGCCCAAGAAUGGGAAAUGGAAAGAAACAAAAAAGUCGAACUCAUACAAGAAUCCGCUCGAAAGGAAUUUACAACAAAUAGAAACAAUGAGAAUAGGGUUAGAUAUUGUAAAAAAGAUAUUUCCGAAGUUACUUGUCCGAUAUCAUUGAACGAAAUCUAUGAAAGUAGUAUUGAUCCAGAUAGGAUUCAAGAACUGUUUUCUUUAUCACAAAGGGAAACUUUAAUGGACUAUCAACGAAGUCAAGCUAGGGAUAAGCAGGACAAAAUAAAUGUCAAAGUUAAGGAUUUGAUUUCUAAAAGUAAUCUAAACAAAAGAGACAUUAGCAGUGUUUGGAAGUUACUUAUUAUUGAUGUUAAUUCCGAUUCGGAAAAAACUUACUCUUUAAAUAUAUGGAGGCCUACACAUGUACAUCAACAGAUUUUACAAGAGGGAAAAGUUGCGACAUUGUAUAAUGUUUUACCAGGAAAAUCUGGCGAGUUAAGUUCAAGUUUUAAAACAAAGUUGAAUCUAAAUCCAGAGUUUUCUCUAACGGCAUAUAAUAAGUUCAAUAGAAAACUUGUGCCUAUUUCAUUAUUAUUUAAUGAAAAUGAAGCGCCCAUUUUCAACGAAUUUGAUACUAUUGGCGUGAUAGUUGAUAUUAAAUUUGAAACCAACUUUCAAAGCAUAUGGUUAGCAGAUGAUGUCAAUACACUUUUAUUGGUAAAAAUUCACGAGCCAGCCAAAUAUUGCAUUUUAUUGGACAAUUUAAAGAGAGGGCAAAUAAUAAGCUGUUGUAAUUUAUGUUACAAACAACCUGAAUCAGGAGUAGCACAAGCUACAGGAAACCAUUAUUCCCUGUUUUCUAGAUAUUCUCAGUACAAACAUUUACAAGAAGCGGUUACUGAGUUGGAAAAUAAAAUUUCUGAGAACAUGGACAACUAUUUGGUAGAAUGUGAUAAAAUAAUUAGUAACUUUUCAACUAUUCAUAAUUUAAAAUCACAAAGUACGUUUAUGUCAAGCUCAAAUAUUUCUGAUGAUUCCAAGUUGGAAGAAAGUACUCUGGAUUUUUCUAGGGUGACAGAUACGGACGUUGCGAUGUCUAUGAUAGAUAUAGAUAAGUUAUUGAAACAAUAGUUUAGAAUGUUCUUUAAAAGUACGUACCUAUAUAUUUUUUGUGAUAACAGAGUUUUUGUUUUGUUUUUUAUUAUUUUUAUGUAUUUUUAAAUAUAUGCCGAUUUAAGUAU
Messenger RNA from Brassicogethes aeneus, 5490 nucleotides. The record is from the annotation of a GenBank genome assembly. Lineage: Eukaryota; Metazoa; Arthropoda; Insecta; Coleoptera; Nitidulidae.